Molecule: messenger RNA, 497 nt
Organism: Drosophila ficusphila
Lineage: Eukaryota; Metazoa; Arthropoda; Insecta; Diptera; Drosophilidae
Exons: 3
Coding region: 11-358 (115 amino acids)
Source: RefSeq, a predicted model, not a curated record
ACGAUCCGCCAUGAAGCUAUAUCUUUUGUUGGCGGCUUUCGCCAUUAGUUGGAUUUUAAUAGAUGGCGCUGCAAGAAGAACAAGGAACCAAAACUGUUUGAGGCAUAACAAGUACCCACACGAAAGAUCUUGUAGAGGACAACGUAGAGUCUUUUAUACCUUUCACCGCGUUAUUUUCGAUUGCGCUCAGGUGUUCACGAAGUGCAGAAAAAUGUACUCGAGAAACGAGUAUCCAACUUUAAAUGCGUGCAGAGAUGACUGUGCCUAUCACAUGAAGGAACCAGUUGAAGAUACGACUCCUGCAGAUGGAGGUGAUAGUACAGUGGCUGCAGAAGGGGGUGGGGAAGGAGCUGAAUGAUAGAGGAAGAUAAAUAUCCACCACAUGGGGAUCUCAUCCAAAUUGUGGGCUCUAGAACUGGAGAUCAGCGUACUGCAAGCAUCGGAAACUGCAAAAUCGACAAUCCUAAAAUAAACAACUAUAAAAUUGCUUCCCUUAA